Anguilla anguilla (European eel) is the source of this 3912-nucleotide messenger RNA. Its product is annotated as monocarboxylate transporter 9-like. The coding region runs from base 673 to 2127 and encodes 484 amino acids. Gene Ontology annotation, molecular function: monocarboxylic acid transmembrane transporter activity. The record is from RefSeq and is a predicted model, not a curated record. Lineage: Eukaryota; Metazoa; Chordata; Actinopteri; Anguilliformes; Anguillidae. Gene Ontology annotation, biological process: transmembrane transport; monocarboxylic acid transport. The transcript has 6 exons.
UUGUUGAUAGUUGGCGAGUGAACGGUUUUGAAACGGAAGUUGGAAACUGUCGGCGUCUUCUGAUUCAAACGGAUGAGUCUGUUAAUUCAACGUUUUGUAAAUAAAAUGCGUCUGAUAAUAAAUAUAUUUUGUAUUCGAAGCGUUCCAUAAUAGUAUCCACACAUGAUCAAUAAUGCAGCUCGGCUCUUCGAUUUGAGCAAGGGCGGAUGAGAGGCGUUUGCAAUGCAUAGUUGUAUAUCUCCACAGAACGUUCUAAAGCAGUGGCAAACCUUUUCGUUCAUUUGCUAUCUUCAUGGAACGCCCUAGUGGCAGCACGUGCUUAGCACGUCCGCUGUUAUUAUUGCCAUCAUAUAACCGGUUUUGACUGGACCGGCUGCAAUAUCUACAAUGUACACAAUAUUUACUGAAGUCACGCCAUCCGUCUGUAUAUGAACUUCAUUGCCAACUUUGUCGUCAUCUUGAACUCGUUGGAGAGGCUUGAAUUACUAUGCGUACAUUGCAAAGCUAUAACGUCUUAGCUUCAGUAAUAAAUAGGACGGUGAAAAGAAAUACAUAUUUGAUUCCAGAAUUCCAAAUGACGUGAUAAAAACAAGAUAACAAAAUCGUAAGAAGGUGCUUUUCCUGCGCGAGACAACACACCUUGGUGGGAUAGCAGUCUGAUAAGGAAACAGGAUGUGCUCGCAGACGCAGGACAAGGCCCCGGACGGAGGGUGGGGCUGGGUGAUUGUGGCGGCCUCCUUCGCCAGCCAUUUCCUGGCCUACGGCUCGCCCCAGUCCGUGGGCGUGCUCUACCCAGAGUGGCUCGCCACCUUCCACGAGGGCAAGGGGCUGACCGCCUGGGUCGGGUCCGUCACCUGGGGGGCCGGACUGAUCGCGAGUCCCGUAUGCAGCGCCUGUGUGGUUAAUUUCGGCGCCCGUCCCGUGACGGUCUUCAGUGGCGUCAUGGUGGCGGGGGGCAUGAUGCUCAGCGCCUUCGCCCCCAGCGUGCAGUUCCUCAUCUUCUCCUACGGCACGGUCGUCGGGCUCGGGUGUGGGCUGGUCUACACCGCGACCGUGACCAUCACCUGCCAGUAUUUUGACAAGAGGCGUGGCCUCGCCCUCGGCAUCGUGUCGACAGGGACGAGUUUGGGCGGCUUCCUGUACGCCACCGGUCAGAACAAGCUGGUGGAGCUGUACGGGCUGGAGGGCUGCCUGCUCAUCGUCGGCGCCGUCUCGCUCAACCUGAUGGCCUGCGCCGGGCUGCUGAGGCCGCUGCACCCGCCGGGGUACUACCUCCGCCAGAGGGAGGCGCUGCAGCGCGCGGAGGAGGAGGAGGAGCGGGGCCCCGCCCGGCCCGAGGAGCCCCCGCAGACCACCGGCACCGCCGCUGUGGCCAAAGACCCGCUGAUCGCCGCGGACGACUCGCCGCCGGGCUGUGGGCGGAGCCUGCUGCGGGCGCUGGGGCGGCGGCGCGACGCUUACCGCGCGUACGCCCGCUCCACGGGCCGCUUCCUGCGGGACCGCGUCUUCGCCGCGCUCUGCGUCGCGCUCUUCCUGUUCACGCUGGGCGCCUUCCCGCCCGUGCUCUUCAUGGAGGACGUGGCGCAGAGCGAGGGCCUGGUGGACGGCGUCGGCGCCCUGCCGCUGGUGUCCAUCGUGGCCAUCGCCACGGCGCCGGGGAAGCUGGCGCUGGGCGCCAUGGCGGACCUGCGCUGGGUGAACAGCGCCCACCUGUACGCCUUCACCAUGGCGGCCACAGGCCUGGCGCUGCUGCUCAUCCCCGCCUCCCGGAGCUACGCCGCCCUGCAGGUGCUCUCCGCCGUGGUGGGCUUCUUCUCCGGGAACUGGUCCAUCACGCCCUACAUCACCACCAGGCUCGUGGGCAUCGACCGGCUCCCCGAGGCCUACGGGGUGCUCAUGUUCUUCGGUGGGUUCGGAUACCUGCUGGGGCCACCGGUCAUGGGCUGGUUCUAUGACUGGACUCAGUCCUACGAUGUGGCGUUCUACUUCAGCGGGGGCUGCGUGCUCCUGGGGGGUCUCUUCCUCUUUCUGUCUGCUCUGCCUUGCUGGGAAAGGACGCAGAGAGAGAAGGCCAGGCCCGAAAUCCAGCGCGCCAGCAACUGUGACAAAAUGGCAUCCGUGGCGUAAGCCACAGUGAACGUUCACCCGAUGAACUGCUCUACCCUCGCGACCAGCUGCUUUUCUGGUUUUGUUUUUGCACAUUUCUUGUGACCAAUGUGGCUGAGUGUUUUUUUUGCAACAAUUGUAAAUUGUAAAACAAAUAGUUAAAAUAAUAAAAUUAAAUUGAUAAAUACUUGGAUAUUUAUUAUUGAGAAAAAUGUUCCCCUGUUGAAAUUGUUUGAGUUUAAUUGUUUUAAUUCAUACAGUAGACUGGAUUAUUUCUUCAGAGUUUUUAGUAUUACAUAUUAUUAUGGCCUGGUUUAAUAGGCUGCAAUAUAACAAGACUGUUUCAAUAGGCCUUAAUAUCAGCUUAAGUUCACUACAUCAAUGCCAUCCGCUGUCAUUCGCAUAAACACAAAAGGCCUUGUUUUCAGUAGUGAUAAAGAUUUCAAUGUGUCUUACUACUGAUUUUCUUGUGUCAAAAACAAGGAAACAUACGUACGUCCAAUGCUUGGGGCUUUGUUGAGAGAGACCCAUGACUAAAUUUUAAAAAUCCCUAAUGAUGCUGCCAUUUAUUUAUAAUUAUCAUUUCGUGGCAUUUUGAUCCAAUGUGGAUCUUUGCCAGAUCAAUCAAAAUUGGCAGCAUACAGUUUUUAAAAUAUUUUAUAUAUAUUUAAUGAUUUUAUAAAAUCCCUUGCACAUGAAUUGGUGUGGAAAAAUACUGAUGGAAAUAGAUGCAGGAAUGUGAAUUCAUUUAGCUGCACAAUAUUAUUUUUCUUCUUUGUGUUUUUGUUCUUGUUCAUUUGUAGCAUUUCCAGAUGUCCUCUUGUAAUUUUCACUGUGAAGUUGCACAUAAUGAGUAAAUCUGCCUUAUCUUACAGAGCAAGUACUCAAAGGUGCCAUUUACAGGGCAAAUCACACUAAGUAGUCAGAUUUUUCUGUUGUUAGUUUUGUAAUAUGAAUGUGGUCCACUGUGUUACUGCACGUCUGUCCGGUCUUGCAUGGCACAUGCUUGCUGUUGAAGUCCAUGAAGCUGGGCCUGUUAUUUUCUGUUUUUUUAUUUUUAUUUUUUUAUACAAUAUUUUUGAUAAACAGUCAUCAGUUCUACCUUUAGCAUGCAUGGAGCUGGGUUAUAGCUACUCAGUAUUAUCUGGAGUUAUUUUUCCUUGUUCUCAAAUGCUGGAAUGUGACUUUAUUCCAGGUAUUGUGUGUAUGUAUUUGAGAUAUUCACAAAAUGUAAAUUAAAUAUGUACAGGAAAAGCUGAUUUAUACUCCAAAAAAUCCUAAAGUAUUGUAGAUGCUGUCAGAAUUUUUUUUUCGAACCUCUAACACAGUCUUAACCUUUAGAAGGUCAGUGCUGUUCAAUCAGUGUUUGCAAUAGUGUACAGAAAUUGCCAGUAAAGGACACAAUCGCUUCUUAACUUUUGCUAGAAUGUUCAUUUACUUAAUCUGUAUUAAUAGUAACUUUUGGGAUGGCACAAUAUUUUUAUUUUUAUUGAAAUAUUCAUGGAUUAAAUAUUGAAGGACAUUCAUAAUGUAGCCAUUCUUAACAGAUAAAUAAAGUUGUUUUUUUUUUGUUUUUAUUUUACAAAGGAAUAUUGAUGGUACAUUAUUGCGUGCAUGGCAUAUAGUCACAAAUGGUUUAAUGGAUUGAGUGGUUUAACGUAAUGUUAACGUUCCAAGUUAGAAUUAUAAUGUUUUAAGACUUUUAUGAUCAAUAAAGUGUUUUAUAUAAAAAUUCAAAAUGCCUUUUUUUUGUACAGAUGGAUGGGAAGCGACGUAUAUAAUGCAGCUGUGGUGAAAUAUAUGAAU